AUGUUACACUACCAACGUUCACCUAUAUCGCCAAACCAAUCGAAUAAAUCUCAGCCUUCGAAAUAUAUUCCGUCUGAUACAGUAAUUCAAAAUAGAAACUCACAACCUUUGCAAUUGUACAAACCGCAGUCGCGUACUGAGAACCAAACCCCCACAACACCCGCCAUUCCUAAACAACCAACUACUUCGACAAGUUAUUUUUCGAUGCCUUUUGAUAAUAAACAGCGUCCAUUUAACUCAACCGUAAUACUAUCGACGGCACUCGUCAAGGUUCUUGACCCUUCAGGAUAUUUCGUGAUGGCACGCGCUCUCCUGGAUUCAGGAUCACAAUUGAAUUUCAUUUCGGAACAAUUAAUUCGGAAACUGCACGUAAAGCGAAUCAAGGAAUUCGUGCCAAUCAGUGGUAUUGGUUUAUCGUCUACCGCAUCCAAAUACUCAACAAUCGUUCGAGUUCAAUCGCAUCGAGCAGACGUGGAUGCUACCUGGAAAUUUAACAUCUUACCAAAAAUUACGAUGGAAUUGCCACAUCAAAAGAUUGAUAUUUCUCAUCUUGAUAUUCCAACUGAUAUUGUUCUCGCUGAUCCUUUAUUUAACGAAAGGAGCAAAAUCGAUUUAAUUAUUGGAGUAGAAAUAUUUUAUGACCUAUUACGAGAUGGUCAAAUUAAAUUUGGUCCAAACCAACCUCUGCUGCAGAACACCGCUUUAGGUUGGAUUGUUUCUGGAAGGGUUAGUAGUCAACACAUACAGCCAUCUAUAGCGAAUGUUGCUCAUGAGAGUAUUCCGUUUAUCGAACAACAAUUGGCACGAUUUUGGGAAAUCGAAUCGUGCCAAACGAAGAGUGUGUUAUCUAGAGAAGAAUCUCUCUGCGAAGAACACUUCGCCAAAACGACAGCACGAGACUCUUCUGGUCGUUUCGUCGUAGCUUUACCCAAGAAGGAAGCUGUUAUCUCCCGCAUUGGAAAUUCCAAGAAUAUUGCCAGUCGUCGCUUUAUGUCUCUUGAACGCCGUCUCCUCUCCAAUCCUGAAUUGAAGGAAGCUUAUUCGAAGUUUAUCCAUGAGUAUGCACAGUUGGGUCACAUGAAAUUGAUCGAUGAUGCUAACGAAUCUGGACAAUCUAUUCUUACCUACUACAUUCCCCAUCACUGUGUCGUGAAACCUGAUAGUAUAACGACAAAACUGCGUGUUGUUUUUGACGCUUCCUGUUCGUCAGACACGGGAGUUUCACUCAAUGAUACACUUAUGGUUGGACCUCAGGUACAAGACGAUUUACUGAGUAUUAUUUUGAGAUUUCGCAUACCACAGUUUGCUAUUAUCGAUAUUGAGAAGAUGUAUAGGCAAAUUCUCGUAGCAGAAGCUGAUCAACCGUUACAACGUAUUGUGUGGAGAGAUUCGCCAACUCAGCCGCUUCAAACGUAUCAAUUGACAACGGUCACUUAUGGUACCUCUGCAGCUCCAUAUCUUGCAACAAAAUGUCUGCAAAAAUUAGGAGAAGAUGGAUCAAUAAUUUAUCCAGAAGCCGCAGUGAUAAUUCGCAACGAUGUAUAUAUGGAUGAUUUGCUGAGCGGUGCAGAUAGCAUCAACAAGGGGAAAGAACUGUGCAGUCAACUAAUUGAACUGGCAAAUUCUGCUAGUCUUCAGUUUCGCAAAUGGGCCUCCAAUAGCCACGAAAUAUUAGAAUCAGUCCCAAUACACCUGAGGGAUGAACGCACUCUUUUUGAACUUGAUUCUUCAUGCGCAUCGAUAAAGACCCUUGGUCUAAAAUGGGACAUAUUAUCAGACAAAUUUCUUUUCGAGAUUCCAAAGCACAGUCGAAAUUUGCCACUUACAAAACGUGUUGUUCUCUCGGACAUUGCACGGCUGUUCGACCCUCUGGGGCUAGUAGGCCCAGUAGUUAUUGAAGCUAAAUUAUUCAUGCAAGAACUUUGGAAGGAAGGGAAAGACUGGGACGAUUCACUGAAUGAUAAUUACCAUCUUCGAUGGAUAAACUUCCGCAACAAUCUUAGUGAUCUAGCGAAGCUAGAAAUUCCACGUUGGAUGAUGACGUCAUUUACCAACGAAUGCACGGAAUAUCAUGGAUUUUGUGAUGCAUCAGAGCGAGCUUAUGGUGCAUGUAUCUACGUUCGCACAAUCUCGUCAGACGGUUCCAUAUAUGUACGCUUAUUGACUGCGAAGUCCAAGGUCGCCCCAAUUGGAAAAACUAAGAAGGACACAACUGUAUGUCUUCCUCGUCUUGAGCUUUGCGCAGCCCUACUACUUAGUCACCUUUACGAAAAGGUCCAAUCUUGCAUAAAAAUGAAGGUCAAGACCUUCUUCUGGACGGAUUCAACAAUAGUCCUCCAUUGGAUAUCCGGCAGUCCAUCUCGCUGGAAAACAUUUGUUGGCAAUCGUGUUUCCGAAAUCCAGCGAAUUACCGUCAACAGUGUUUGA
This is a messenger RNA of Toxorhynchites rutilus septentrionalis, 2427 nucleotides long. RefSeq lists its product as uncharacterized. NCBI's taxonomy places the organism in Eukaryota, Metazoa, Arthropoda, Insecta, Diptera, Culicidae. Bases 1 to 2427 code for a protein of 808 amino acids. The transcript has a single exon. The record is from RefSeq and is a predicted model, not a curated record.